Molecule: messenger RNA, 6074 nt
Organism: Lagopus muta (rock ptarmigan)
Lineage: Eukaryota; Metazoa; Chordata; Aves; Galliformes; Phasianidae
Product: tRNA nuclease CdiA-2-like
Exons: 1
Coding region: 1158-4577 (1139 amino acids)
Biological process (GO): regulation of transcription by RNA polymerase II
Molecular function (GO): RNA polymerase II cis-regulatory region sequence-specific DNA binding; DNA-binding transcription factor activity
Source: RefSeq, a predicted model, not a curated record
UCCCCCCACCCACCCCACAACCUCCUGCUCCUCCAACCCCUUUUCCCUUGCCCCGAUUGUGGCAAAACCUUUGGCUGCCGUUCCCACAUCGGCAAACGCCGGCGCGGACGCGCCAAGCAACGACCUUACGGCCGCUGGCACCGAGGCAGAGCCAUCACCCGCCACCUCCAACCUCUACCGAGCCCACCUGGAUGCCACCACGACCACCAGGGCUUCACCAAAACCCACCACGGCCACCAGGGCUUCAUCAAAACCCACCACGGCCAUCACCACGCCGACAAAACCCAGCGCCGUGCCACCAAAACCCGACAGCAGCAACAGCUCUUCGCCGAAACCCAACAACGCGUCACCAAAAUCCAACAAUACGCCACCAAAACCCAACAACACAUCACCAAAAUCCAACAAUACAUCACCGAAACCUGACAAUACGUCACCAAAAUCCAACAAUACAUCACCAAAAUCCAACACCACGUCACCAAAAUCCAACAAUAUGCCACCAAAACCCAACAAUACGCCACCAAAACCCAACAAUACGCCACCAAAAUCCAGCAACACGUCACCGAAACCCAACAACGCGUCACCAAAACCCAACACCACAUCGCCAAAACCCAACAGUACGUCACCAAAACCCAACAAUACACCACCAAAAUCCAACAACACGUCGCCAAAACCCAACAGCACGUCACCGAAAUCCAACAAUACGUUGCCGAAACCCAACAUCUCAUCACCAAAACCCAACAACACAUCACCAAAAUCCAACAGCACGUCACUGAAACCCAACCACGUGUCACCACAACCCAACACCUCGUCACCACAACCCAACGUCUCGUCACUGAAACCCAUCACCACCACCAACCCUUCUCCGAAACCCAACAACACGUUGCCAGAACCCAACAACCCUUCACCAAAACCCAGCAGCACGUCACCGAAACCCAACAUCUCGUCACCAAAACUCAACGCCGCUUUACCAGAACCCAGUACCGGAUCCACAGGGUCUCUGAAACCCGCCAACACCUCACCAAAACCCAACGCCAUCCCUGGCAAUGGAUCCAUGGCACCACCAAAGCCCACCACCACCACCACCGCAUCACCAAAACCCAGCAGCGCAUCGCUGAGAGCCACCGCUCCAUUGCCAAAACCACCCACCACCGCCACCAAUGGAUCCAUGGCGUCACCAAAACCCAACACCCCCGUCACCAAAACCCAACACCUCGUCACCAAAACCCACCGCCACCACAUCAGCAUCACCAAAACCCACCACUGCCAAUGGACCCACGCCGUCACCAAAACCAACCGCCACCACCAGAUCCAUGGCGUCACCAAAACCCACCACCCCAUCACCAAAACCACCCGCCACCGCCACCAAUGGGUCCAUGGCGUCACCAAAACCCAAUACCCCGUCACCAAAACCACCCGCCACCGCCACCAAUGGGUCCAUGGUGUCACCAAAACCCACCACCCCGUCACCAAAACCACCCACCACCGCCACCAAUGGGUCCAUGGUGUCACCAAAACCCAACACCCCAUCACCAAAACCCAACACCCCGUCACCAAAACCCAACGCCACCCAUGGAUCUACCACGCCACCAAACCCCACCACCGCAUCACCAAACCCCACCACCACGUCACCAAACCCCACCUCCACGCCACCAAACCCCACCACCGCGUCACCAAGCCCCACCGCCGGCCCCACGUCGCCGCCACCAAACCCCAACCUCUCCUCUCCUUACCAAUGUGCCGAUUGCCACCGGACCUUCCGCCGCGCCAAAGAAUUGGCCACUCACCGCCGGGCUCACACCGGCCUUUCACCGUUCCAAUGUCCCCACUGUGGCAAAACCUUCACCUGGAGCUCCCAUUGGGAAAGACACCGACGGACCCACACCGGCGAGCGGCCUUACCGAUGCGCCGAAUGCGGCAAAAGCUUCGGUAGAAGCUCCCACCUUUACCGGCACCAACGUGGCCACGCCGACGGUCGUUCUUACAUCUGUACCUAUUGCGGGAGAAGUUUUGGUAGCAUCACUCAUUUCGAGAGGCAUCAAAAAACUCACGUCGGGAGGAGGCCCUAUAAAUGCACGAGGUGCCGGAAGAGUUUCGGCGACGCGCCAGCGUUGGUUCGGCAUCAACGGGGACAUUUGGCGGAAGGGUCGUCGGCAUCGGCGGUGCGGUCGUGGGGUGGCCGUGGGGUGGGGGGAAAAGGGAGGAGGUGUGGGGAUUGCGGGACGGUGUUCUCGUGGAGCUCCCACUGGGAAUGGCACUGGUGUGGGGAUGGGGGAGAUGGUGGCGGUGGGGGCAGAGGUGGCAGCGCCGUGGGCACCGGUGGGGUCUGCAGUGGUGGGAUCUCCAGCGGUGGAACCUCCAUGGCCAGUGGUGGGGUCUCCAAUGAUGGGGUCUCCAGUGGUAGAACCUCCGUGGCCAAUGGUGGGGUCUCCCAUGGUGGGGUGUCCAUGACCCAUGGUGGGAUCUCCAGUGGUGGGAUCUGCAGUGGUAGAACCUCCGUGGCCCAUGGUGGAACCUCCGUGGCCAGUGGUGGGGUCUCCAUGACUGAUGGUGGGGUCUCCGAUGGUGGGGUGUCCAUCGCCAAUGGUAGAACCUCCGUGGCCAAUGGUAGAACUUCCAUCUCCAAAGGUGGGAUCUCCAGUGGUAGAACCUCCGUGGCCAGUGGUGGGGUCUCCAAUGGUGGGGUGUCCAUGACCCAUGGUGGGAUCUCCAAUGGUGGGGACUCCAAUGGUGGGAUCUGCAGUGGUAGAACCUCCGUGGCCAGUGGUGGAACCUCCGUGGCCAGUGGUGGGGUCUCCCAUGGUGGGAUCUCCAGUGGUAGGACCUCCGUGGCCAAUGGUGGGGUCUCCAUCUCCAAUGGUGGAAGCUCCAAUGGUGGGAUCUCCAAUGGUGGAACUUCCAUGGCCAGUGGUGGGGUCCCCAAUGGUGGGAUCUCCAGUGGUAGAACCUCCGUGGCCAAUGGAAGAACCUCCAUGGCCAGUGGUGGGGUCUCCAUCUCCAAUGGUGGGGUCUCCAAUGGUGGAACUUCCAUGGCCAGUGGUGGGGUCUCCAAAAGUGGGAUCUCCAGUGGUAGAACCACCGUGGCCAAUGGUGGGGUCUCCGUGACUGAUGGUGGAAUCUCCAAUGGUGGAAGCUCCAUCUCCAGUGGUAGAACCUCCAUGGCCAAUGGUGGAACCUCCGUGGCCAAUGGUGGGAUCUCCAUCCCCAAAAAUGGGACCUCUGUGGCCAAUGGUGGGAUCUCCAACGGUGGGACCUCCAUGGCCAGUGGCAGGACCUUCAUCCCCAAAAAUGGGGCCUCCAUCACCAACGUUGGGAUCUCCGUGGCCAACGGUGGGACCUCCAUCACCAAAAAUGGGACCUCCGUGGCCAAUGGUGGGAUCUCUGAUGGUGGGACCUCCAUCACCAAGGGCAGCAGUUCCGUCGCCAAAGAUGGGCCCUCCGUCACCCCUGAUGGGGUCGCCAUCACCAGCGGUGGGGCCUCCAUCGCCAAUGGUGGGAUCUCCAUCGCUGACAGCCCCGUAGGCCUCACCACCGACCUCCCCAACGCCGCCAAACCCGGCCGCUGUGCCAGCUGUGGCAAAUCCUUCUCUUGUAGCUCACACUGGGAACGGCACCGGUGCACCAACGUCACCGCCAUCGCCAGUGGUGGGGCCUCCAUCGCCAACGGUGGGGCCUCCAUCACCAACAGUGGGGCCUCCAUCGCCAAUGGUGGGGCCUCCAUCGCCAGAGACCCCGCCGGCAUCACCAAUGACCCCAUAGGCCUCACCAACGACCCCAUGGACAUCAACACCAACCCCAUAGGCCUCACCACCGUCCCCAUGGACAUCACCAACGACCCCAUUGGUGUCACCACCAACCCCACGGGCCUCACCAACGACCCCAUGGAUAUCAACACCAACCCUGUAGACCUCACCAGCGACCCCAUAGGCAUCACCAACGACCCCAUGGACAUCAACACCAACCCCAUAGGCCUCACCAACAACCCCAUGGACAUCACCAACAACCCCAUAGGCAUCACCAACAACCCCAUAGGCCUCACCAACAACCCCAUAGGCCUCACCAAUGACCCCAUAGGCCUCACCAACAACCCCAUAGGCCUCACCAAUAACCCCAUAGGCAUCACCAACAACCCUAUAGGCCUCACCACCGACCCCAUGGACCUCACCACCGACCCCAUGGACAUCACCACCGACCCCAUAGGCCUCACCAGCGACCCCAUAGGCCUCACCACCGACCCCAUAGGCCUCAGCACCGACGUCCCCAGCGCCGCCAAACCCUACCGCUGUGCCGACUGUGGCAAGUCCUUCUCUUGGAGCUCCCAUUGGGAACGGCACCAACGCAUCCACACCGGCGAGCGGCCGUACCGAUGCGGCGACUGCGGCAAAAGCUUCGGCCGUACGUCUCACCUCUACAGGCACCAGCGGAGCCACCAAGGGGGUCGGCCCCAUAUUUGUGGGGUCUGCGGGAGGAGCUUUAACAGCACCCUUCAUUUCCUAAGGCACCAAAAGGGGCACCGGCAGAAGCCGGCGAAGCCGCGACGGCGAGCGGCGGUGAUGGCGGAGGGGCCGGAGGAGGAGUGAUGGAUGGUGGAGGAUGGGGGGUUUUAUGGGGGAUUUUAUGGGGGUCCGGUGUGUUCAGUGGGGUCUUAUGGGGUCCUAUGGGGUCCUGUGGGUUCUUAUGGGGUUCAAUGUGUUCAGUGGGGUCUUAUGGGGUCAGUGGGGUCCUAUGGGGUCCUGUGGGGUUCUUAUGGGGUUCAAUGUGUUCAGUGGGGUCUUAUGGGGUCAGUGGGGUCCUAUGGGGUCCUGUGGGGUUCUUAUGGGGUUCAAUGUGUUCAGUGGGGUCUUAUGGGGUCAGUGGGGUUCUAUGGGGACUUUUGUGGGUUCUUAUGGGGUUGAAUCCGUUCAGUGAGGUCCUAUGGGGUCAGUGGGGUCCAAAGGGGUCUUAUGGGGUCUUAUGGGGACUUUUGUGGGUUCUUACGGGUUUCAAUGUGUUCAGUGGGGUCUUAUGGGGUCUUAUGGGGUCUUUUGUAGGUUCUUGUGGGGUCCAGUGUGUUGAGAGGGGUCUUAUGGGGUCAGUGGGGUCCUAUGGGGUCCUGUGGGGUCUUAUGGGGUUCAGUGGGGUCCUAUGGGGUCCUGUGGGGUCUUAUGGGGUUCAAUGUGUUCAGUGGGGUCUUAUGGGGUCAGUGGGGUUCUAUGGGGACUUUUGUGGGUUCUUAUGGGGUUCAGUGGGGUCUUAUGGGGUCUUUUGUGGGUUCUUAUGGGGUUGAAUGUGUUCAGUGGGGUCUUAUGGGGUCAGUGGGGUCCUAUGGGGUCUUAUGGGCUCUUACAGGGUCCUAUGGUGUCCAUUGUGUUCAGUGGGGUCUUAUGGGGUCCGGUGGGGUCUUAUAGGGUCCUAUGGUGUCCAGUGUGUUCAGUGGGGUCUUAUGGGGUCCUAUGGGAUCCAGUGGGGUCUUUUGUGGGGUCUUACGGGGUUCAAUGUGUUCAGUGAAGUCUUAUUGGAUCUUAUAGGGUCCUAUGGGGUCUUUUGUGGGGUCUUACGGGGUCCGGUGUGUUCAGUGGGGUCAUAUGGGGUCAUGUAAGACCCCACAGGGUCCUAUGGGGUCUUUUGUGGGGUCUUAUAUGGUUCAAUGUGUUCAGUGGAGUCUUUCAAGGUGCCCUCUGGGGUCUUACAGGGUCCAGUGUGUUCAGUGGGGUCUUAUGGGGUCUUAUGGGGUCAUAUGGGUUCCUGGGGUCUUCUGUGGGGUCUUACGGGGUCCAGUGUGUUCAGUGGGGUCUUUUAUGGGGUCUUAUGGGGUCUUUUGUGGGGUCUUAUGGGGUCCAGUGUGUUCAGUGGGGUCUUUUAUGGGGUCCUAUGGGGUCUUAUGGGGUCUUCUGUGGGGUCUUACGGGGUCCAGUGUGUUCAGUGGGGUCUUUUAUGGGGUCCUAUGGGGGCUUUUAUGGGGUCCAAUAUGGUCUUAUGGGAUUUUUGGGGCCGAUCGGGGCGAUUUUGGGGCCGUGUUUGGGAAAUAAAAUAGAGCGUAGCCACCUCCAGCCUCUGUGCUUUUUGGGGUGGAAAAGGGUGGUUUUGGGGUCCCAAGA